Messenger RNA from Macroventuria anomochaeta, 2595 nucleotides. Its product is annotated as methylenetetrahydrofolate reduct. Gene Ontology annotation, cellular component: cytosol. Gene Ontology annotation, biological process: tetrahydrofolate interconversion. Gene Ontology annotation, molecular function: methylenetetrahydrofolate reductase [NAD(P)H] activity; FAD binding. NCBI's taxonomy places the organism in Eukaryota, Fungi, Ascomycota, Dothideomycetes, Pleosporales, Didymellaceae. The transcript has 4 exons. The coding region runs from base 194 to 2146 and encodes 650 amino acids. The record is from RefSeq and is a predicted model, not a curated record.
CCCUCACUCUACUUAUACUGCUGAGGCCUACAUGCAAAGAGAACUUGCAGAUCGUUGGGCCCGCGCUCGAUACUUCGGAUAGUUUGUGAAAGUUUGCAUUUGCGGGGUUACAUUCGACUUCAUACAUCCUUGACCCAUUGAAGCUUCCUUCCUUCCUUCCUCGCCUUGUCCCUUGCUUCUCUACAUCGCCACCAUGCAUAUCUCAGAGAAGCUUGCCCGGUCGCGGGCUGAAGGGAAGCCCACCUUCUCUUUCGAAUUCUUCCCGCCAAAGACGGCCCAGGGUGUGCAAAACCUCUACGACCGCAUGGACCGCAUGCACGGCUUUGGCCCUCAAUUCAUCGACAUCACCUGGGGCGCAGGCGGCCGCCACUCGAAGCUGACCACCGAGAUGGUCAAGGUCGCCCAAACCGUAUACGGACUCGAGACACUCAUGCACCUCACAUGUACUGACAUGGAACGAUCGAAGCUCGACGAGGCCCUCAACGACGCCUAUCAAGCCGGCUGUACGAACAUCCUCGCCCUGAGAGGUGACCCUCCGCGUGAAAGGGAGAAGUGGGAGGCAACUGAGGGCGGUUUCCGUUACGCAAAGGAUCUGGUCAAAUACAUCAAAGACAGAUAUGGCAACCACUUCGACAUUGGUGUAGCGGCAUACUCAGAAGGGUGCGAUGACAACGACGAUGUCGACCAGCUCAUCGAUCACUUGAAGGAGAAGGUGGAUGCAGGUGCUACGUUCGUGGUUACCCAGAUGUUCUACGAUACCGACAUCUUUCUCGACUGGGUCAAGAAAGUCCGCGCUAAGGGCAUCGACGUACCUAUUGUACCUGGCAUUAUGCCAAUCCACACCCACGCCGCUUUUCUGCGCCGGGCGAACUGGACCCGCUGCAACGUCCCACCGAAGUGGACUGCGGCAUUGGAGCCUAUCAAGAACGACGAUGUACAGGUCCGUGAAGUGGGAAGCGAACUUGUCGCAGAGAUGUGUCGCAGGCUGGUCGAUGCCGGCAUUCUGCACUUGCAUUUCUACACUAUGAACUUGGCUCAAGCUACGCGCAUGGUUCUCGAAGAGCUCGAGCUGCUACCCGACGUCGAGUCGCCUCUGGAGAAGCCCCUUCCAUGGCGACCAUCUCUCGGCCUCAACCGCCGCGACGAGAAUGUACGACCGAUUUUCUGGCGCAACCGCAACCGUUCUUACGUCGCUCGCACACAAGACUGGGACGAGUUCCCUAACGGCCGCUGGGGAGAUUCUCGAUCGCCUGCUUUCGGUGAAUUAGACUCCUACGGUGUUGGUCUGAAGGGCACGAACGAGCAGAACAUCAAGCUAUGGGGUACGCCUACGUCGGUCCAGGAUAUUUCCGACCUCUUCGUACGCUAUAUGCAAGGCGACCUCGAGUCCUUGCCAUGGAGUGAACAGGCCAUUACCGAAGAAGCCAACGCAAUCCAGAAGGACUUGAUCGACCUCAACAGACGCGGUUUCUUGACAAUCAACUCGCAGCCGGCCGUGAACGGUGCCAAGUCGUCCGACCCAACCUUCGGAUGGGGUCCACGCAACGGUUACGUCUACCAGAAGUCCUACCUCGAGGUCCUUGUUUCUCCGGAGUACAUCUCCGAGGUCAUCACCCGUAUCGAGCGCGAUCCCGAGUUCACGUACUACGCGGUCAAUAAGAAUGGCGACCUGAAGACAAAUGCUCCCAACGAAGGUCCCAAUGCCGUCACCUGGGGUGUGUUCCCAGGCAAGGAGAUCGUUCAGCCUACUAUCGUUGAGACUGUUAGUUUCCUUGCGUGGAAGGACGAGUUCUACCGUCUCGGUCAGGACUGGGCCAACUGCCACGCCAGCACCAGCCCCGCAAGAUACGUGAUUGGCGACCUGAUCGACACCUGGUACCUCCUCAACAUCGUACACAACGACUUCCACGUCACCAGCGGUAUCUUCCCCAUCUUCGACGGCUUGAAGGUUGAAGGCAUGGAGAAGAAGCUCGAUAACGGCAUCACCUCCACGGCGAACGGCCACGCAGAGACCAACGGUACAAACGGCACCGCAAACGGCGAGAAGACCGAGGUCCACAAGGAUGAGAAGAGCCUUCUUGAGACCGCAAAGGCAGCAGCCGUCGAAGUCACCAACGGCGUGAAGGACCUUGCAGUCUCCAACUAAGUCACCACCUAGCAGGUGAAUUACGAUCUUACUACAUUCAACACAGCAAGACCGGCACAUAUAUGGCCUUUCGACUCUCAUCUCACGACAUCAUGAUAUCCAGCUGAGUCAUCGAUAUUUCUCUCGCAUCUCAACAAGCGUUCUCGGGCACUCUGGCGUUCUCUGCUUUUUUAAGGAAGGAAUUGGGCAAGCACAUGGGAUGUGCAUCACACACAAAAGCAGAUCACAGUAUCUGGAAGGCGUCUAUUCAACCUGACGACCAUAAUAACCGUAAUGGAGGGGGGCGGAGCGCAAGUCUGCACUUGAUACUUGCGCUCAACUGUGAAGGGAGGAGACGAAACCUAGAAGGUUUGGAGGGUUUGCGGAGGAAUGGCUUUCUGAGAUACCCGACCAGUGCCCUCAACGGAGCUGGUCAACUUGAGGCUUUAUAUCAAUAAAAUACUAUGUAC